AUCCAGUCGGGAAGAGAAAAAAGGGGCGAAGAUAAGAAGGCUCUCGCCUGUCGCCUCUCGCGCAGGUUCGUUGUUCCUCUUAUCCGCGGAGGAAGAACCUUGGCCCGACACCAUGCUCCCAAUGGCCGUGCACCCCACGACCACGCCGGCCUUGUCCCCGCGCACCCGCGUCUCCCCGCCCAGGCCUUCCACCUCCCUGGCCGCCACCUCGUCCACCCCCUGCUCUCGCACUGUCAGUUUGAAGAGCAGCAGGCUGCGACUUCGCUCGCUCCGAAGCGUCGUCGCCGCCGCCGCCGCCGAUGCCGUCGGGGCAGAGGAAGAAGAGGUGCAACUAAGUGGAGGUGUGGAUGCGGUCGACGAGGAGGAAGCGGAGAAUAAGGUGGUGGUGCCUGAGAGACAGGACCCGAUGCUGGUACUCAAAUUCAUCUGGAUGGAGAAGAACAUCGGCAUAGCACUUGACCAAUUGGUUCCUGGCUAUGGCAGCAUCCCGCUAAGCCCAUACUACUUUUGGCCGCGGAAAGACGCGUGGGAGGAGCUUAGAGCGAAGUUGGAAGAGAAAGAGUGGAUCUCGCAGAAGCAGAUGAUCAUCCUUCUCAACCAGGCCACCGAUAUCAUCAACCUCUGGCAGCAGGGUGGUGGGAGCCUGUCGACAUGAGUUGCAAGCUUGCAUUUUGUUGGUUUCAUUACAUGCCCUCUCUGUUGUUGAUGUUAAAGUCAUGGUACGUGGCCUUGUAGAUCGGUUCAAUCUGUUCUCACGUAUGUUUUUUUCCCAUGGAAACGAUCUUGUGAUUUAUCAUAGUUAUUAUGUGUAUCAGUCGUUUUUCGUUGGGAAAAUCAAGAAACAGACACCCUUUUCGGUAUGGUUACAAGUCAA
Molecule: messenger RNA, 874 nt
Organism: Sorghum bicolor (sorghum)
Lineage: Eukaryota; Viridiplantae; Streptophyta; Magnoliopsida; Poales; Poaceae
Product: 30S ribosomal protein 3, chloroplastic
Exons: 2
Coding region: 113-655 (180 amino acids)
Biological process (GO): translation
Cellular component (GO): ribosome
Molecular function (GO): structural constituent of ribosome
Source: RefSeq, a predicted model, not a curated record